UGAAAUUUGAAGGACAGGGAGGAACCUAUAUAAACUGAAACAUCAUGAUUUGAGCCAAUUAAAAAGAUUUCUUCAACAUCACACGAGCAAAGGAAACUAGAUUCGCAGCCUAAAUGGAAGAGGGUGAAGAUCAUCAGAAACAAGAACAGGGUUUAGGGCAAGAGUGCACGGCAAUAAUUAACUCUGAAGAUCGAGUGGAUGAUCUAAAAAGACUAUUUGCAUGUGUUUUUAUUGAUCAAUCCAAUUUAUGGCAUGCUGGUCUCUCUUGGUCCAUCUUCUGUCUUCUUGCCAUUGCUGUUCCGCUUCUUUCACACUUUGUGUUGCAUUGCAGUACUUGUGAUCGUAAUCAUAGACGCCCUUUUGAUUCAAUUGUUCAGUUGUCGCUCUCUGUUUUCUCUGUUCUUUCUUUCAUCAGUUUAUCUUCUUUUGCACGAAAGUAUGGACUCAGAAGAUUUCUCUUUCUUGAUAAACUGUGUGGUGUUAGUGCUAAGGUCCAAAGAGGAUAUGCUCAGCAGGUUCAUACAUCAAUGAGGCUCCUGUGCUCAUUUGUUCUUCCCUGCUUCGCUGCUGAUUGUAUUUACAAAAUCUGGUGGUUCACCUCAGGAAGAAAUCAGAUUCCGUAUUUCUUUAAUGCAUAUUUAAGUAGCACACUUGCUUGCAUUUUUCUGCUUUCUUCCUGGUUGUACAGGACAUCCAUAUUCUUCCUUGUAUGCGUUCUUUUCCGGUUGAUAUGCUACCUUCAGAUACUCAGGCUGGAAGACUUUGCUCAGGUUUUCCAGAAAGAAUCUGAUGUAGGAACAAUCUUGCUUGAACACCUUACAGUCCGAAGAAAUCUUCGUAUAAUAAGCCAUAGGUUCCGCAUAUUCAUUUUGUUGACUCUAAUCCUGGUAACAGCAAGUCAGUUUGCUUCUCUGCUUGUGACACUAGAGGCUGGAUCUGAAGUCAAUAUCUUUAAUGCUGGAGAACUUGCGUUAACCUCCAUGACCCUUGUGGCUGGACUCUUCAUAUGCCUGCGUAGUGCUGCGAAAAUAACACACAGAGCACAGGCUAUUACAUGCCUCGCUGCAAAAUGGCAUGCAAGCUCUACAAUCAACUCCUUUGAUGACGUCGAUGAUGACAUUCCAAGACCUCGUAUCGUUGCACCCAGGAUGGACUAUAUCAAUGGAAACUGGGUAUCGGAUAAUGAAGAAGGCGAUGAAGAUGUGAUAGAUAAUACAAACAUAAUGCCAAUUUUCACACAUACAAUGUCCUACCAGAAGCGACAAGCUCUUGUGACAUACUUUGAGAACAACAAAGCAGGAAUCACUGUGUUCGGAUUCAUGCUAGACCGGACAUCACUGCAUACCAUUAUUGCGAUUCAGAUGUCUCUUACUCUCUGGUUGCUGAACAAGACAAUUGAGGAUAGGAAGUUGAUAGGCUCUGUUAAAAUCAGUAGGAGGAGUGACAGCAAAUUUCUUGAUACAAGAACAGAACUCCGACUUAUCAGACACCGAGGCCAUAGCCAUGUUAUCCAAAGCCUGUGCUGCGGCGCAACACUCAUCACCUGGAUUCGGAGUGCCAUCAAACAGAUAACUCAUACAGGGAAUUAACUGCGACAGACAACUAUUAUAAUCCACAACUCCGACCACAGCCCGGGUUGAGAAAACAGACAAAAAGACCAUCAUCAUC
Daucus carota subsp. sativus is the source of this 1668-nucleotide messenger RNA. RefSeq lists its product as uncharacterized. The coding region runs from base 114 to 1589 and encodes 491 amino acids. The record is from RefSeq and is a predicted model, not a curated record. The transcript has 5 exons. NCBI's taxonomy places the organism in Eukaryota, Viridiplantae, Streptophyta, Magnoliopsida, Apiales, Apiaceae.